AUGCCCUUGCAUCCCCAAGCUCCUCAUGCUUACCCAGUUCCCCCAAGUAACCCAGGUCCCCAGAGUUCCUCAUUCCCUCAGUUCCGCCUCGUCACUCCAACUCGUCAAUUUUGCCCAGCACUCCCAACUUUCUCAGGCCCCUCGGCACUCCAAAGGCCUGUCUUUCCUCCAUACCACUUCUUUCCCUCACCAAAAUGCACAGUUACCCCACCCUUCACAAAUCCAAGGCCUUCAGGCAUCCCAGGCCCUCAAGAGCUCCCAGCCUUCACAGGCCCUGUAAAGCUCAAGAAGCUGCGGCAGCAGCGCACUGCAUACACACCGGAGCAGAAGUGCAAGCUAGAGGACCUGUUUGCCAGGACGAAGAACCCGACGCUGGAGCAGAUGGAAGAGCUGGAGAAAAAGCUGAAGGUGUCCAAGAAAACAUUAAAGGUGUGGUUUAAGAAUCGGAGGGCCAAGUCCCGGCGGGAGCAGCUUGGAAGACAGCAACAGUCUGGGGCUCAAGGCCCCCAGGAGCAACCUGCUCCUGGUCAGGCCUCUGACUCUGGCCCCAGCUCCAGCUCUGGCCAAGGCCAGCAUCCUGCUCUGGUGCAGGCCCCUACAGAUGCGACCCCCGUGCUCCCAGUGUCUGCAACUUUCCAGGUCCCUGCACCCGGCCCUUCCAGUGCUUUCCUGGCAGAGGAGCCCACCUUCUCCACCUUCUGUGACUACAACCAGGCCUUGGGACAGCCCAGAAACCACAGACAGCAGGGGACCCAGGAUGCUGCCACCCCAGCCCCAGCCCCAGCCAAUCCCCAAGACCCAGAUGAGCUGCAAGACCCUACAAUCUCCGAGCUCUUGUUAGAGUCAGUGUUGCGGCCCAACACACUCCCAUUUCUCCAGAGCUCAGACUCCCCCAAGGACCUUGAAGAACUUGAAAACUUUUUCCAGAAUCUUGCCAACAAGGAACCAGGUGCCUCCAAGUGA
Octodon degus (degu) is the source of this 963-nucleotide messenger RNA. RefSeq names its product cone-rod homeobox protein-like. The transcript is spliced from 2 exons. Lineage: Eukaryota; Metazoa; Chordata; Mammalia; Rodentia; Octodontidae. Bases 1 to 963 code for a protein of 320 amino acids. The record is from RefSeq and is a predicted model, not a curated record. Gene Ontology annotation, molecular function: DNA-binding transcription factor activity, RNA polymerase II-specific; RNA polymerase II cis-regulatory region sequence-specific DNA binding. Gene Ontology annotation, cellular component: nucleus. Gene Ontology annotation, biological process: regulation of transcription by RNA polymerase II.